CCUGCUGUCAUAGGUUUGUAGUGCUGUUUUCUCAGAGUUAACACCAGAUGGUGGCUGUGUCAUGAGUGGAUAUAUGUGCACAUGUUGAGGCUCUUUCAUAGAAGAGCUGAAAGCUUUGCUGUGAAUCUUAAAGCUAUGCAGUUUUACAGAGGAGCCAUAGUGGCAGAGAAGGCAAGAUUUUAUUUAUUUAUUUAUUUAUUUAUUUAACCUUAUGGAUUCAUUGUGCACCUCAGUUGAAGAAAAGGAAAACAAGUAAGUCAUCAACUGUCUGUCUGAAGACAGGAACUACCUCACUGGGAUCCAUUAUUCUGUGAUGUUAAAAAUGUCAACAUGAUACAUAGAAAGGAGAGAGAACUGUGAAAGUUGAUAAUGCAGCAGGAGGGACCGGAUUGCUGGUGUGGAGGGUCUUUAAUAAAUACAACAUUUAGCAGUGUUAACCCGGUGCCUCCUCCCUUCUCCUUCGUUACUGUAGGUUCACUUUGUGAAGGGCUGGGUGAUAAAUGGAAUGUGAAGCACAGGUAUUAAAUAUUCAUUGAGUAUUGCUGCAGUUUUGCCGUUGAAGCCAUUCCAUGGCAGAAGCAAUGAUUUUGCUUGUUUUGAAUUCUCUGGUCCAUGUCUCUCUGGUUGAGACCAAUGAAUUUGUAGUCUCUGUGGGGAAUGUCUGUGUGUAUGUGAACUUAGACUUGUAUUAUGUACUGAGAAUUCAGAGGUGUUAGGAGGAGAGGAAGAGAAGGGAAGAAGAGAGAGAGGAGAGAGGGGAGAGGAAUUUAUAGGAUAUUUUUGAGGCUCUGUAUCUUUUAUGCAAAUCUGGGAGGUUGGAGUUAGCAAGAUAGAUUUUAUUUUUAUCUACAUUUUCUGAUUCAAAUAUAAGGUUUUUGAGAACUUGGAAGAAAGUAUUAAAGCUUUGACGGAACAAGGUAUUUUGGUUUUCCUUAAAAAUUUGCACAUAGCAUCUGUGAUAUGGUUUGAGAAUUCAUAACAUAGACUUUUUCUUGUCGUGGCUUUUGUGAGAGAGUGCCAUGCUUAGUGAUUUCCAGAUUACUCAGUUUGGUGCGUAAGUGGUCUGUGCUUUGCACAGUAAUACAGUUUGGCUUUGAGAAAUGCUCAGAAGACAGAGUGGGUAGCUCUUGCGCUGUUUUUUGUUAACUGUUACCCAGCUCCAUCGUAGCUAGGCAAAGCAUUUGCUCUGAAGUUGAACUCUGCUUGUGCUGGAGCGUCAGACAGCAGAAAUGCGUUAAGCUCCUGAUGAUGAAACCUGUUGGAGCUCUAGUGGAAGCAGCUGGAGCCUUUGGCUUGUUAACUAGCAAUGAUUCAAGUCUUGCAGCUUGUCAAGGAGCUGGUGACACCGUCCAGGCAGAAGACAGCCACAGCGAAAGAAGAUACGGACCAGGAUGUAGCACUCAAACUUGCUCAGGAACGAGCUGAGAUAGUUGCUAAAUAUGACAGAGGACGGGAAGGUGCAGAGAUCGAGCCCUGGGAAGAUGCUGAUUAUCUUGUUUACAAGGUCACCGAUAGAUUUGGCUUUUUACAUGAAGAGGAGCUCCCGUAUCAUAAUGCAGCUGCGGACCGGCAAAAGCAACUGGAAAUCGAAAGGACUUCCAAGUGGCUGAAAAUGCUGAAAAGAUGGGAGAGGUACAAGAACACCGAGAAGUUUCAUCGAAGAAUUUACAAAGGAAUUCCACUCCAGCUCCGAGGGGAAGUCUGGGCCCUUCUUCUUGAGAUCCCUAAAAUGAAAGAAGAGACAAGAGACCUUUACAGUAAAUUAAAACACAGAGCACGGGGUUGUUCUCCUGAUAUCAGACAAAUAGACCUUGACGUGAACCGAACAUUUAGGGACCAUAUCAUGUUUAGAGACAGAUACGGUGUUAAGCAACAAUCCUUAUUCCAUGUUCUCGCUGCUUAUUCCAUCUAUAAUACGGAAGUCGGGUACUGUCAAGGGAUGAGCCAGAUCACAGCCCUGCUCCUUAUGUACAUGAAUGAGGAAGAUGCCUUCUGGGCCCUGGUCAAGCUCUUCUCAGGCCCCAAGCAUGCUAUGCAUGGUUUUUUUGUCCAAGGUUUUCCUAAACUCUUGAGAUUUCAAGAACAUCAUGAGAAAAUUCUGAACAAAUUUUUGUCCAAACUUAAGCAGCACUUGGAUUCUCAAGAAAUCUACACAAGUUUUUACACAAUGAAAUGGUUUUUUCAGUGUUUCCUUGACCGGACUCCCUUCCGGCUGAACCUCAGGAUAUGGGACAUCUACAUCUUUGAAGGAGAGCGGGUUCUUACUGCUAUGUCUUACACAAUCUUGAAACUACACAAAAAACAUCUAAUGAAGCUGUCUAUGGAAGAACUUGUAGAAUUUCUUCAGGAGACUCUCGCCAAGGAUUUUUUCUUCGAGGAUGAUUUUGUAAUAGAGCAACUUCAGGUUUCUAUGGCAGAACUAAAGCGGGCAAAGUUAGAUCUCCCAGAACCUGGGAAGGAGGAUGAAUACCCAAAGAAACCCUUGGGGCAGCUUCCGCCUGAGGCUAACUCUGCUUGUGUUAAUCACCUGAGCAAUGGACAGAGAAGUGUUGGCAGGCCCAGCCCCAAAACAAGCAACAGGAGAGAAGGCGGAUCGCCUCACAAGAAGCAUGAGCACUCUCCUGUCCAUCAGAGCAGAAAUGGCACACCAGAAAGAGCCAGGCAGUCACCACGGAAGUCUGUGGAUGAGGGUAGUAAAAAUCUGAAGCAUGAGGCAGAUUUUCAGAGAAAACCUUCAUCGGGUGCACAGGACAGUUCCAGGCACUAUAACCACGCAGCUGCUAACCAAAAUAGCAAUGCAAUUUCAAACAUCAGGAAGGAAUUUGUGCCCAAAUGGAGAAAACCAUCAGAUGCCUCUGCUAUUGAAAGAACUGCUAAAUAUGCCAUCGAAGGCAAAAGUCAUUCAGCUCUUCCCGUCUCCAUCCCAGGUUCUGCUGAGACCAGAUUGUCAAACUCAAGGCAGAAGAUGAAGGCUUUAGAUGGGGGUGACGGGAAGCGGGGUUCUAACGCUUCCCAGUAUGACAAUGUGCCUGGGGGUGAGAAUGAGCAUGGUGCAUCUGCAGAAGAGGGCCUGGAGGGGACUCACCCUCACAGUCCAAGGAAGCACCCUGAGCCAAGUCCCAGUCCGCCAAAAGUACCCAACAGGUUUACGUUUAAAGUGCAGCCACCCAGCCAUGUACGAUACCCAUCCCAGCUAGAAGAGGAGGACCACAGAGCUGCUUCCCCACCUUCCUACAGCAACCCCCCUGUCUACCACGGAAGUUCUCCAAAACACAUCCCUACUGUCCACAGUGGCUUUGUGUCCACACAAAUCAGCCCUAGGCCUCAAAUUAACCCUUCCAGGAGACCUUAUGGUUCCUCUCAUUCAGUUGACACUUCGCCAGAGAAAGCUUACAGCCGCCCAACUCCUGUUGUUCUGCCCUCUAGUCGAAUUGAAGUCCUUCCCAUUGACAUCGGUGCCAGGGGUUACCACAAUUCGGGGUCACCAAAGAAUGGAAAGUUCAUCCUUCCUCCAGUGGACUAUUUGCCAGAGAACAGAAAAUGGUCAGAAGUUAGUUACACAUACAGACCGGAGAUGCAUGGUCAAUCAUGGACUCAGGAUGCUAAUCGUAGCCACUUAAGCAAUUUACCAAAAUAUGCAGCCUUUCAGCACAUACCGUUUCAGGACCAUGGCCUUCCAGAAGUGUCUGUAGACAGUCCAGUGAGGUCUAAGACUUCACCAGCUGUGGAACAUGCCAGUCUCUCUGGGUAUCCUUAUGCAGGGCCCUCACCUUCGGCACAUCACUACAGAAAUCGAGAGGGGCUUUCUGUUCAAGAAUCAGUAUUGCUGUGAGAGUGUGGCUGUAUUCACUGACAAGAGAAUAGAAACCAUAUGAUGCCCACAUUGCUAUGUUUAUAAUUGCCAGAGCAGUAUUUUUUAUAUUGUAAACAGCGUGCGCAGCUCAGUGUGUGUCAGUAAGAGAGCGUGGGAAUGCUUCACCCUGUGCAGAGGCUGCUGAAGAAGAGUGAGUCAGCUGCAUCCUGCCUGGGCCUCAGGAGAGGAACCUGGAAACACAGCAAUAGAUUAGGGUGCACACACAGUGGGGCUCUCCACGCUGUUCCCUUUGUAUCUCCCCCAGCUCCGUUCUGUUCCGACUGCUGUUAAAACAGUAGACUACUGACUACUAUAGAGCAGAUACUCUGAGGGCCAUCCUUUGCCUUUUAAUAGAUGAGGCAAGCACCUGUGCGUAUAGAUUUUGGUUUUUAUAACUACCUUUAAUCUAGAUACAUGGACUAACAGUGGUUUUUUACCCCUUAUCUUUCUGCCCACCCUGCCCAGACAUAUUUUAACCUGGGUUCUAAACUGAAAUUGACUAAAGAUGAAUCCAGCACUUCACACAAUGUCAUUCUCCUUCCGUUGCUGCCAUUUUAUCUCCUCCUGAAAGUUAAAGGCUUCAGAGAAAGGCUCACCACUCAAUGGUGCCUGAAUGCGGGUCAGUUACCCAGAGUGAGCGGCUGCACAGCGUUCACUGAGUCCCCUCAUCUCCAGCUGACUCGGUGCUGCUGUGCCCUGGGCUCUGGUCUGGCCAGGUGCGAGGGCCCUAGGCAGCAGAAGGUUGCUUUUCGCAGAUAUUGAAAGGCAGCUUUAACCAUAAGUGAGGCUGCUUCUCACUCUGCUUCCCAUUCUCACAGGCCCCGGGGGUGGGGGGAGAGGGACACGUGCGGGCGGGGGGACCAUUCACACAGGCUUUUUCUGGCACUCAGUCUUCACCGAGUACAGUGGAUAGAUACUGCUACACUUACUGGGCCAUUACUUUAUCCCGGCCAAAACUAUCAGAAAUACCCUAAUGAUUAAUAAGUAUCUAGAAUUUUGAUCUUUGUAAAAAAAAAAAAGGGAGGGGGAGGUAGUUUGUUUCAUAGUUUUGGAAUUUUUUUUCAGUGAAAAAUAAGUGAAGUUCAUGGUUUUUUAAAGAAGGUGAUUAUUCCUUUUAUGCUAUCACACACUACUGUUACCAAGACAAAGGGCUGGGUUCUCCAAGAGCGAUGGCUGUAUCUACAUAGAUACUUGUCCACCGAUACGAUACCCUCUUGUAUCUGAAUAUCAGAAACUAGAAAGUCCAAGGUGAUGCUCCCCCGCCACAGUGGGGACUUAAGCUUGUGAGGUACAAGAAAAUGUCUUCAUGAAAGUAACAUUGUUUAUCUAGCAAACGUGACAAUAUUUUUAUGUAUAUGAUGAUUCUAAUGUAAGUUAAUUAAGUGCUAAUGAUGUUAUUAAGUGUGGAAGCAAAUGCAGUAUAUUAAAGGUGAACACCACACUGAAAAACUCCCUACUCCUGACAAAGUAACCAGGCUCUUGAUUUAGAUCAUGUGGAAGGUGUGGAUAAAUGUAUAUAGACAUGUAGCUGAGGAUAUUAAUUUCAGUUCUUAAAGUAUGACUGUGUGACUUGUAAGGAACCAAGCUGUACAGUUUAGUUCAUGACGGCAGCCUCUAUGCCUCUUCAGAAGGCAUAUACCAUAGUGGUAAAUAAUGUAGAUUAUAUAUAUAUAUAUAUGCAAUAUAUAUGGACACACACUAUUUUCUUAUGUCAUCUAUGGCAUUUUUUUAUCUGUAUACUUUUUGAUGUGAUUGCUUUUAACAUGCUAAAAGUACUCCAUAUAUUUUGUUCUGUGUCUUCUGUGUGCAGCUUCCCCGUGGCAAGUGCUGCAUCCUGUGGCUUGCAGGGCCCGGCAGGUCACUAGCAGCACUUACACAACGCUGCAGUUCUCUGCUUGCGUUUCCAGUGAGACUGUGUUUAGAGCCUCGUCACCUUUCCUUGGCCUAAGCUUUACUAAUGGCAGUAAAGUCUUCCUGUCAAUAAGAUGUAUCUCUGUAAGCUUCAAGUAGGAAAUUUUCAUUUAACAUUAUUUUGCCACUAUACAAUUUUAUUUUAAAUUUAUUUUUAAAUAAAAGAAAUGAUAAGAGAAGUAA
This is a messenger RNA of Mastomys coucha (southern multimammate mouse), 5947 nucleotides long. RefSeq names its product USP6 N-terminal like (gene Usp6nl). The transcript has 14 exons. The record is from RefSeq and is a predicted model, not a curated record. The coding region runs from base 1307 to 3832 and encodes 841 amino acids. Lineage: Eukaryota; Metazoa; Chordata; Mammalia; Rodentia; Muridae.